Penicillium salamii is the source of this 1203-nucleotide messenger RNA. NCBI's taxonomy places the organism in Eukaryota, Fungi, Ascomycota, Eurotiomycetes, Eurotiales, Aspergillaceae. The record is from the annotation of a GenBank genome assembly.
AUGACACAUCCUGGACUAUUCUUGUCCAAAGUUAGUACAUUGACUAACAUUCCAAAGGCAAUAUAUGGCCGCAACUUCAAUCCUAGUGACCUUCCCGUCGACAAGCUGACGCAUGUGCUGUAUGCCUUUGCGAAUGUGCGCCCCGAUACUGGGGAGGUAUACAUGACGGACACUUGGGCCGAUGUUGAAAAACAUUAUCCCGGAGACUCCUGGAGUGAUGAAGGAAACAAUGUUUAUGGCUGUGUAAAACAGCUCGUCCUUCUCAAACAAAAGAACCGAAAUCUCAAGGUGCUUCUAUCCGUGGGUGGCUGGACAUAUUCCACGAACUUUGCUGCUGCGCUGAGCACUGCCUCUGGCCAGGCAAAUUUUGCGUCAUCCGCCACGGACCUAGUUAAAAACCUCGGAUUCGAUGGUAUUGACAUUGACUGGGAGGCACAUACCUAUAGUGCUGCACAUGCCAACGACUACCACUUCUUGAUCACGGUUGCUUGCCCGGCCGGUCCGACACAUUAUGAGAAACUUCACGUAGGCCAGAUGGACACUUACAUCGACUUCUGGAAUCUGAUGGCCUAUGAUUAUGCCGGUAGUUGGGACACAAUUGCCGGGCACGGCGCCAACGUCUACGCUUCGACAGCCAGCCCAUCCAGCACUCCAUUCAAUACCGACCAAGCAGUAGCUUACUACACAUCUAACGGAGUGGCUGCGGAAAAAAUCAUCCUGGGUAUGCCUCUGUACGGCCGCGCUUUCAUGGAUACAGCGGGACCGGGCGCGCCCUACGCCGGAGUAGGCAGCGGUAGCUGGCAGAACGGCGUUUGGGACUACAAGGCACUGCCCCUGACUGGAGCCAGCGCUCACUACUUAUCGCAGCCUCUCGCUAGCUACAGCUACGACGAGGCUCGGCGAAUGAUGGUUAGUUAUGAUACUCCACAAGUUGCACACGAUAAAGCCCAAUAUGUUAUGUCCAAAGGACUUGGCGGGGGUAUGUGGUGGGAGAGCAGUGGCGACAAGAAUGGCACUGACAGCUUAAUCGCGACGGUACGUGCGCUAAACUGCCCCCGGCAACAUUGCUGUAUUGGGGAUUGGAUCACUGACAAACUCUCAAAGGUGGUUGACACUUUCGGGACCCUGAUGCAGGCUCCGAAUCAGCUAAAUUAUGCUGCCUCCUCGUACGACAACUUGAAGGCCGGAUUCGGGUCCAGGUAG